CUUCUUGCCCUGUCAGGGUUCUGGUCUCGGGGACCAGGCUGCUUUCAGGCAGCAGGGGGGCAGCGCGUCUGCCCCUGUUCAACCUUGUAAGGAUGAUUCCUCAAAAAGACUUGGCAGCGGACCGCACCCCUGCAGGUGGGGGCAACGCUGCCAGCCCGUUCUUCAGCCCCGGGCUGCAGCUCCACCUUGCCCUUGCCCUGUCCACGCAUAGCCUGGCGCAUGGAGUGCAGGACCUGACGACGCAGCCUCAGGGCCCCAGCCUGCCUACCUACCUAGUCCUUCUGGUGGGUGCCGCCACGGGGCUCCCAGAGGGCGAGCAGCUGUCUUCAGCCGGCGUCCGGGAAGUGACCAGCGCUGCCUUGUCAGUGCUGGACACCAUGUGCAGGCAGGGCAACCAGCCGCAGCUCUUGCAGGGCAACUCUCUGCACAGCACAGGCCGCCCCUCCCGCACGUUUGCGGGGCUGGCCUUCAGCCGGCGCGCGACCAGCGCCAGCAAAGCAGCCUUCACAGCGGAGCUCAUGCGCAGGUCACCGCUGGCGGUACCGCUCCAGCGCGGUCAGGCUGUCCUCACGGUUCACGUGCCGGUGGACACCUGGCCCAUCAUUCCGGGCACCUACACCGUCACGGUCAAGAUGGUAGGGGGCCCUGUGUGGGGGGCUUUCCGCGGUCGCACUGAUUUGGUGCUGCAGGCGGGCGGCUAUCCCACCACCUCGGACCCCUCUAACCUGGCGUGUGCUUAUGUGGUCUCAGAGCAGUGCGCCAAAUCCGUGGGCCCCAAGGGGGGGCCCCAGGCCCCCGCAGGCCAGGGCAUCACCAACCACAUCUUUGCCUGUGUGCGGGGCCCCAUCUGGGACCCGCAGCUCUCUCACCUGCACUGUGCCAAGUUUGAGAUGCCCGGUGAGGAGCCCAUGCAGGUGGAGGUCCGUGGCGCCCCCCAGCCGGCUGGGACGGCCACGACAGCUGCGGCAGGCAGCCCUGCUCCGGCUGCAGCCGGGGUCGACGACCUGGGUGGCAACGCUUUGGGUGUGGCGAGGCCCGCGGCUGCCAUGGCGACCGCAGCGGACAUCGUUGACCAUGUGGGGGACGUGCAGAUGCAGGAGGCGGCGGGUUUGGGUACCCCUACCGUUCCAGCCCCUAUUAAACCGAUCGGUAUGGGGGCGGUUACCGGGCGGUCACCCUAAUAAACCGAUGGUCAGCGUCGGUCAGCAUCGGUUACGAUUGGUAGGGGUUGGCCGCACGGUAAAACAUCGGUUAACGUUGGUAAAAUGGUCACUUCCCGGUAACCCAUUGGU
This is a messenger RNA of Chlamydomonas reinhardtii, 1292 nucleotides long. RefSeq lists its product as uncharacterized. Bases 93 to 1181 code for a protein of 362 amino acids. The transcript has a single exon. The record is from RefSeq and is a predicted model, not a curated record. Lineage: Eukaryota; Viridiplantae; Chlorophyta; Chlorophyceae; Chlamydomonadales; Chlamydomonadaceae.